UGAAAUCUUCUGUCCCAUAUCCACACAAAUCAGCACAUUGAUCAUCAUUAUUGCAGUUCAGGAAGGUGAUGGCCCCUUGGGAAGUGUGAGGCGUGUAAUUCCAGAAAGCAUGCUGUAUGAUACAGUUGCUGAGGUUCACACUCAAAGUACUUCCCACGCUGGUUACAAAAAGGUAGCAAUGAUUUUGAAAAGUGAAUUUUAUGGUAUUCCUAGGCAAUUUGUCCAAGAAUUUUGUAAAUGUUGCCCAACAUGUGAGCUGGCACGGCCCCAGAUAUGUCGCCCCGCUCCGAGACUGAUCAUUGAGAAGGAGUUUAUGCAUCGCAUACAAGUAGACCUGAUAGACAUGAGAAAUUCUCCAGAUGGGAACUAUAACUAUAUUUGCCAUGUAGUAGAUCAUUUCAGCAAAUAUCAUAUUUUGUUUCCUUUAAAAUCUAAAACGCCCAGAGAAGUUGCUUUAAUGCUGGAAGAGCGUGUUUUAGCCUAUGUAGGACUUCCUAGAAUUUUUCAAUCGGACAAUGGUAAAGAGUUUGUAAACCUAAUACUGAAACGUCUGUUUGAUCAAUGGGGUGGUGAUACUCUUUUUGUGAAUGGAAGAUCCCCUCGCUCCCAGUUCCCGGGAUGUGUAAAAAAUGGCAACAAAGUCAUUCGAGACAAACUCAGAAAGUUGAAGAUCGAUUCAGGUUUAAAUGAUGAAUCAAGCUUUCCUUGGGCAUCAUGGUUACCAAAAGUUAUGUAUGCCAUGAAUAUCGUUCAUUCAGAGACUACAAAAUUAUCGCCAUUUGAAGUAGUAUUUGGCAUGAUAACCAGAGGAAAUAUUCUAGCAGGUGCACGUACGGGAGUAAUGGACGAGGAAGAACUUCCUGGAGGUAAUACUGACAAGGAUACUGAAAAUGUUUAGUUUGUGAGUCAAACAUGUUAUGGCAUUAUAAAGUUUAUUAAUAAAUUUAAUUAUUAAUCAUUUUUAAUUUAUAAAAUUUGAAUGUUGAAAUAAUAAAAAACCUUGAAAUUCA
Procambarus clarkii (red swamp crayfish) is the source of this 1010-nucleotide messenger RNA. RefSeq names its product KRAB-A domain-containing protein 2. Gene Ontology annotation, molecular function: nucleic acid binding. The record is from RefSeq and is a predicted model, not a curated record. Gene Ontology annotation, biological process: DNA integration. Lineage: Eukaryota; Metazoa; Arthropoda; Malacostraca; Decapoda; Cambaridae.